Messenger RNA from Emiliania huxleyi CCMP1516, 1143 nucleotides. RefSeq lists its product as hypothetical. The transcript has a single exon. The record is from RefSeq and is a predicted model, not a curated record. The coding region runs from base 1 to 1143 and encodes 380 amino acids. NCBI's taxonomy places the organism in Eukaryota, Haptophyta, Isochrysidales, Noelaerhabdaceae.
AUGUCAGCCUCGGCGACGACUCGAUUCGGCAUGCUCCACGGCACUGCCCUCGGCGAGGGCAGUGUUAGCGUUCACCAGUACCUCGGUGUCCCAUUUGCGGAGCCUCCGCGCCGCUUUGCGGAUCCCAUCGACUGGUCGGCGCCAUUCGAGGGCGGCGUGCGCCUGGCGAUGCGGCCCGGCAGCGUCUGCGUGCAGCCUACCGUCACAGCCGGCGACGGCUUUCAAGGCUCGGAGGACUGCCUCUUUCUCAACGUCUGGGCUCCGGCGCCGUCGACCGUUCCCCUCCCGGUCCUCUUCUUUGUGCACGGCGGCGACUUUCUCAGCGGGAGCGGCGGCGAGUACAACUCGAGCCGGCUGGCCGCGAGGCACAGAGUGGUGGUGGUGACCACAAACUACCGGCUCGGCGCGCUGGGCUGGGCGCGGCUCUCCGAGGGCCGCGCCAACUGGGGCCUGAAGGACCAGCGGAGCGCGCUGCGCUGGGUCCGGAGCAACAUCGCCGCGUUUGGCGGCGACCCGCGCCGGCUCUGCAUCUUUGGGGAGAGCGCCGGCGCCAGCUCGGUCGCGCUCCACCUCCUCUCGCCCGCCUCCCGCGGCCUGUUUAGCGCAGCGCUCAUGGAGAGCGGAUCGCCCAUCGCCACUCCGGCCGGCGCCGCCGAGGAGCUCGCCGCGGACUUCUUUCGCCACAGCGGCUGCGGUGAGGCCCAGCGGAGGGGCGGCCAGGCCGUGCUCUCCUGCCUGCGCGCAGCGCCGAUCGCACGCCUCUGGCGCGCCGCCUCCGCCGCCACUGCUCCUCCGCCGGGCGGCGGCUUCCUCGACCAGCGCACCUUCGCCUCGGUCGUCGACGGCGUCGAGGUGCCCGCGAGGCCCUUUGAGCUUGUCGCGAGCGGCGCGCUGGCUCGCGUCGCUCUCCUCGGAGGGACAAACACCGACGAGGGCUCCGGCUUUGUGCUGCCGGCCGUGAAGCGGCCGCUCUCCGCGGCUGCCUACACCGACUACAUCUCCAAGCUUACUCUGCGCCUCGAGGUGCCGCGUGCGAACCUCUCGGACGUGCUGGCGGUGUACCCUCCUCGGCCUGCCGCCGACAACGCAAAGUUGGCCGCAGCCCUUGCCACCGACUUUCUGUUUCGGUGCGGCACGCGAUGA